Messenger RNA from Eremothecium sinecaudum, 837 nucleotides. It is a transcript of the gene INO2, whose product is annotated as Ino2p. The coding region runs from base 1 to 837 and encodes 278 amino acids. Lineage: Eukaryota; Fungi; Ascomycota; Saccharomycetes; Saccharomycetales; Saccharomycetaceae. Gene Ontology annotation, molecular function: protein dimerization activity. The transcript has a single exon. The record is from RefSeq and is a predicted model, not a curated record.
AUGAAUCACAGUACUAAUACAAAGAAUGAUGAUAUUACAUAUUUCGAUGAACUCUUUGAUGUGGAUCUUGAUAUCGAUUUCGAGACAGCGUAUAACAUGAUUUCAGGUGAUGUUCUGCCUGCAGCAGGCCAAGAACCAAUACAUGGUACAGAAGGCUCGCAAUUUGUGACAAAAGAGGAUCUUGGAGAUUGGGCAGGAUGCUCACAAGAUCGUGAAUCACACAGUUUGGUUGAUGAUAUGCGCUUUGUAGGGUCGUUUCCGCCUGGUUUACUAAGUGUAGACGAGUCAUACGCGAUUGAGAACUUCCUAGACAGCCUUAUACCUUCUUCUAGCGGUACAAUGCUUCAGAAUCCUCCUUCCACUUCUCCAUUCACCAUCACUACCACAAAUGGAAAUUCUGACUCGUUCAGCAGGCUGCGAGCCCAGGCUCAACAGGAUAUAUUAGAAAGUGGAAACUAUCACCCGAAGCCUGUCGCCCUUACCGAAAUCAGUGUUCCAGAAAAUUUAAUACCAACUGAAAUUCGAUCCAGUAAAGCAAAACUACGCCGGUGGAAACAUGUGUAUUGCGAAAAGCAACGGCGACUGAUGUUUAAGCAAGCAUUUGAUGAAUUAAUUGCAAUGGUGAGAUUUCCGCGACCUGCGGAAUGUGACAUCGUGAAAUUACAUGAAAUCAAGAAUGGUAGAAGGAUCAGGGACAAAAAUAUGCGAGAACCUGGGGAUGGAAAACGUAUACCAAAGCAUAUGUUACUAAAGUAUAUCGUAGAAGACAUUGAACUUCUAAUUCUAGCAAAUAAGGAGCUUGAAAAAUUGAUCCUGACUCCACCAACGAAAAUAUGA